Morus notabilis is the source of this 2480-nucleotide messenger RNA. RefSeq names its product paramyosin. The record is from RefSeq and is a predicted model, not a curated record. Bases 152 to 2233 code for a protein of 693 amino acids. Lineage: Eukaryota; Viridiplantae; Streptophyta; Magnoliopsida; Rosales; Moraceae. The transcript has 6 exons.
GGUAGCUAUCGUAUUGUUGUUGCUUCUGCUACGCACCGUCACUCCGCCGUCUUCUUCAUCUUCUUCUUCCUUUCCGUUUAGCGAUCAAAGUCGAAAAUUGGAGUUUGAUUGAUGAACCGGCGAUAGCGAAAUUGCUCGGUGUUGUGCAAAAAUGGCGGGUGCUGGUAAUGAAGACGCCGAUGCGGUGUUGAGCGAUGUGGAGGGCGACGAUCCGGUGCCGAUUCUGAUCAAGAGUCCGUCGGCGGAUGAAAUCUCGCCGGAGAGGUUCCGGGAGGUCCUGGCGGAGCUCGAUCGCGAGCGGCAGGCUCGUGCGGCGACGGAGGAAUCGAAGGCGGAGUUGGAUGUCCGGUUUAACCGCUUGAAGGCUCUUACGCAUGAGGCGCUCAGGAAGCGGGACGAGGUCGGGAAGCAGAGAGAUGAAGCUCUGCGCGAGAAGGAGGAAAUCUCGGGGAAUUACGAGAAGGUUAGGGCGGAAUUGGCUGAGGUUAAUCGGGCGAAAGAUGAGGGCUUGAAGCAGGUUAGUGAGAUCGCGAGGCAAUUGGACGAGGUGGUGAAGGAGAGGGAUGGUUUGAGAUCGGAAAUUGGGAAUUCGACGCACAUGCUUGUGACGGGAAUCGAGAAGAUUUCUGGUAAAGUCAGUGCUUUCAAGAAUUUUGGGGCUGGUGGUUUGCCUCGGUCGCAGAAGUACUCGGGAUUGGCAGCGGUCGCCUAUGGCGUCAUUAAGAGGACGAAUGAGACUGUGGAAGAACUCCUCAGACAGAUUGAUGCAACGACCAAGUCUAGGAAUGAGACGAGAGAGCAGAUGGAGCAGAGGAAUUAUGAGAUUGCCAUUGAAGUGUCUCAGCUUGAAGCCACCAUUGGUGGAUUGAGAGAAGAGGUUGCGGAGAAAGUUUCUGCUGUUGAGAAUUUGGAGAAGAUGAUUGCUGAAAAGGAUGGAAGGCUGUCUGAGAUUGAGAGAGAGAUGUCCGAGAAGUUAGCCAAGGUGGAAAGUGAAGCUCUUGAGUUGAGGCAGUUGGUCAGUAAGUAUGAUGAUAAGUUUGCAAAAAUGGAGUCGAAAAUGGAAGCACAGAAGCCAUUGUUGUUUGAUCAGGUGAAUUUGGUUUCGAGAAUUCAUGACCAGGUUUAUGAUAUUAUCAAGAUAGUUGAUGCCAGUAAUGCGGAUCAGUCCGAGUUCUCUGAGUCCUUGUUUCUCCCACAAGAAACAGACUUGGAGGAAAACAUACGUGCAUCUUUAGCUGGGAUGGAAUCCAUUUAUGAAUUGACCAGGAUUGUAAUUGAAAAGACAAGGGAUUUGUUCGAGGAAAAGAAUCGUGAAAUAAAGAGUUUAGAUGAAACGGUUUCUCGGUUAAAUAAGGAAAAAGAACAUAUUGGAUCUUUACUUAGGAGCGCUUUGUCAAGGAAGAUUACAUCAAAUCCAGCUUCCAAAACGAGUGACUUGUUCAAGGUUGCAGAAAAUGGUUUAAGAGAAGCUGGUAUUGAUUUCAAAUUUGGUAAGCUUAUAGGGGAUAGGAGGGUUCUGAAUUCUAGUGAUGGCGUUGACGCACUAGAGGCAGAGGGGGACGAAAUAUACACUUUGGCUGGCGCUUUGGAGAAUAUCGUUAAGACUUCUCAACUUGAGAUUAUUGAGCUUCAGCAUUCUGUGGAGGAAUUAAGGACAGAGUCCAGUUUACUCAAAGAGCACGUAGAGGCUCAAAAAAAGGAGCUUGACCACCGACUGCAUCAGAUUGAGGAACUUAAAGAGAAGGAGAGAGUGGCAAACGAAAGUGUUGAAGGACUAAUGAUGGACAUUGCUGCUGCUGAAGAAGAGAUUACAAGAUGGAAAGUAGCAGCAGAGCAAGAAGCAGCCGCAGGCAGCGCUGUCGAACAAGAAUUCAUUGCACAGUUGGCAGCACUUAAGCAGGAACUUGAGGAGGCAAAGGGAGCCGUGCUGGAGUCAGAGAAGAAGCUCAAAUUCAAAGAAGAGACAGCUGCAGCAGCCAUGGCAGCUAGAGAUGCAGCUGAGAAAUCGUUAAGGUUGGCAGACUCUAGGGCGUCGAGGCUCAGGGAUAGAGUUGAGGAGCUUACCCGUCAACUUGAAGUGUUCGAAAAUCGCGAAGACUCGAGAGGCGGAAAUCGGCCUAGAUAUGUAUGCUGGCCUUGGCAAUGGCUUGGCAUGGACUUUGUAGGCGUCAACCGACCUGACGCACAACAACAUAGUUCAAAUGAAAUGGAGCUCUCGGAACCCUUUCUGUGACCAUAUAAUUUUUUGUUUUUCCUAUUUAUACUGUCUUCAUGUAUCUUUCAAAAUCAGUACAGUCAACAAAAAGGAAAAAGGUAGCUUUAGAUCGCCUCUUCAUUGUUCAAGGCUUUCUUGUUUGCAAUGGUAGAAAGUCGAGAGUAAAUUAUUUUCACAUGGCAGCAGCUUUCCGAAAAACUAUAGUUCUUGUUUGGUUGGAGGGUUCAAAUCAAAUGAUUUGAACCAUAAUUUAAAUUUUAUGAGA